AUGGACCGCGCAAACGGAGCAAGCCCCGGCGCGGCCGCCGCCUCCAGGGCGGAACGGUUUGAGGAUGAGAAGCGCCGCAUCGUCGAUAGCUGCUUCAGCAAAAAGGAUACCGAUGGAUCGCUUCUCGAAACCUACAUCACCCAUAUUCGAAUCACGGAGUAUUCAUCGCAUCCCUCCAGCCCUCCGCCACCUCAAGCACGAUCCCCCGAUGCCGAGAAGCCCCGAAUCAUCAUUGUUGCGGUGCGGAAAUCCGGAAGAGUCCGUAUGCACAAGUCGAAAGAAAACCCCAAUGGCACCUUUUCCAUUGGCAAGACGUGGAAUCUCGACGACCUGAGCCGCAUCGAGUCGUAUACAGGUCCUCAAGUGAGCCCAAGUCACCGUGAAUGGGGCGCCGACACCGGCUUCCUGGUAACUCUUGGCAAGCCGUACUUUUGGCAGGCCCAGACGGACAAGGAGAAGAAAUUCUUCAUUGCCAGCCUGAUCAAGAUAUAUGGCAAGUACACAGGCGGCAAGGUGCCUGGCUUGGCUGGCUUCGACCAAAAGGAACUGGAUCAAGUCCUUGGAGCUGGUAGACGACCAGCGGGUACUGGUGCCGGCGGCGGCGCCCCAUCAAGACCACCUCCUCUCGAGCAAGCACCUAGCCAGCAGAGUAGUGCGUCCGGCGCUUUGACGACUGGCGUUCCGCCUGUGCCCUCCGUCGUGCCCUCCGUCGUGCCCUCCGUCGUGCCCUCCGCUCCGCCGGUUUCAUCAUCAACUUCGAGCACACCCGAACCCGCUCGGGCUCAGAAGAGUCCCCACGGUAUGCGCCCGCCUCUCAACGGCAGCAAGUCUCCUAGUGCCAGCUUUGACUCAAACGUCUCGAGAGACCGCAUCGGCCCUAAAUGGACCGCUCAAGCCAACAAGAGCCAGGAUUCCUUGGCUGUGUCGUUUGUCACGGCCACUUCUACCAAGACCGAUGACGCAUCAAGUCAGCCUCCUCGCUCUCGCAAUGGCAUGAAUGGUCCUGGGGCAUUCGGCAAGUUUGGCGACUCGCGAGAAGAUUCCAAACCCGCACAAUUGCCUCUGCCCGCUCCCCCUACCCCGGUUCAGCCACAAGCUGCAGGCAAACCACCGCCGGAGAGACGCCGGCCCCCAAUGGAUCCCUCCCGGCCUCAGGACCGUGACCUUGUUCCUCCGCCGCUCAAUAGCCCCGUCGUCCGGAGAGAUCCUGUCGCGCCACCGCCACGAAACAGUGAGAGAACGUCUACGAGAAAUGAAACUAGACAGCCGUCCCCGCAGCCGAGAGAAGAGGCUAAAGAAAGAACCGUACCCCUGAGUGAAACUUUGCUCGCCGAGCAGCCGCAAACGGAAAACGCGCCAUCAGAAUCGGCCGUAUCACCCACUGACAACUCCAGUACUUCCUUUUUACCCGUUACAGUCGGCGAUGAUGAUACAUCCUCGCUUGUGGAGCCUCCUGCCAAGCCCGAAGAAGAGUCACGGCCUGGUCUGGGUCCAAUGAUCAGACCAAAGAAAUCCAAAGGGGACAUCGCUGGCGUAUUGUGGAAAGCUGCAUCGGCCGCCACCGCUUUUCGCCCUCGCCCCGGUGGCGCGGGUGAACGCCUGCGGCACAUGCAAGCUCAGGUCAAAGCAGACGGGCCUGACGGCAUCACGGGUGUUGUCCCUGCACCACCGCGUCCUGUUACGCCGGACAUUCCAAGGCCCGCGUCGGCGUCUGCAGAAGCACCGAAACAAAGUGUCAAGGCUGAAGCCGCGGAGCCCCCCGAGGCAGCUCCUGUGACCACCGUCGCUGUCGUUGCGGCUUCGGCUGAAGCAUCCGUGCCAGAGUUGACCAUUACCCCUAUAAACUCCAGCCAAUCUACGGUCAUCGAGCCUACCCAAGCCCAGGAUGGCAAGAAGGAGCCAGCCCCGAAAGAUGUCCCACAGAGGUCAAUCGUUACCGGGAAUGAUGCGAAGUACUUGCAAAGUCUGGGUGUAGACGCCAGCCUUCUAGACGAAAGAAGCCAAGAAUUCGGCAAGUGGCUCGAUUUCCUGGGUUGGGUGCCGGGCCAGGAAAUGCGCUCCCAUUCCACAGGGGAGAUGAAGUCGCAUCUGGAACGGGAAAUCAACAGAGCUCAAGCCGGCGGUUGGCUAGCUCGAUUCCAAGAGGAAGACGAGCGGGUGGAAGCCAUCAAGCGCGGCAUUGACUUGGCCAUGGGAGAAUGCGAAGAACUGGAUAAUCUCCUCACUCUUUACACCGUGGAACUCUCAACGCUGUCAGAAGAUAUUGCAUACAUUGAGGCUCAGGGCCAAGGUCUACAGGUCCAAACUGCUAAUCAGAAGCUUCUGAGGAAGGAAUUGGAGUCAUUGUUGGAGACUUGCGCCAUCACGUCAAGCGACCUGGCAGCCCUUCGCCUUGCUCCGUUUGACGACCACCGAGGAUUGCAGGAAGUGGAAGCAGCUUUGAUAACGCUGUUCAAGGCCAUGGUCAAAAUCGACCCGUCGCUAGGCGGCAUCGAGCCUCUACCUAACGCGAGUGCCACCAGUCUUCAAACUCCCGCUUUCAACACCGACUAUGGAAACAUGCGGAUCGUUCAGGAGAAGAAACAAAUGUACCUGCAAGAGAGCGCUUUUUUCAUGAAACGACUGACUGAAUUCAUGGGCCGACAGUUCGCCGAGGCCUGCGCUGGCUCGAAGCGUUCCCUAGAAGGCGCCCUCUCCAAGAAACUAGACGCAUCUCACUACGAUUCCGGCCGAGAUUUGCUUUGGAAGUACAGCCCCUUGAUGCUGUAUGCUCGUGAUGUGGACCUCGAGAGCUGGAAUCAACUCAUCCAAAUCUAUCAAGACAAGAGUCAUCCACUGUACAAGGGGCAGUUUCAAAAUGUCAUCCGCAUCUGGCGAAAGAAUGCCAGGAAGAUGACCGGGGAGGAGGCCGACCUGCUGUUCUCCUUCAAGGCGGAGAAGCAGCAAGAAGGCGUGGCCACGGCGGCUCGAAAAAUGACGGUCAAGAGGAGCCAGACCCUUGCCAGGGCACUGCGGUCGCCCUUGGCAGAAAGCAGCAGCAAAUCCAACUUUGAAAGGCCCAGCACCGAAAGCAGAAGCCUUCCUUAUGAAGUGUUUUCAGGUGUGCUGGAUGACCUGUUGCCGUUGAUUGAAAUGGAGCAGAAUUUCAUCAUCGACUUCUUCCACGCAAGUACACUGGAGGAAGGCGACUUCACAGAAGCAGUAGCGGUCAGUGCACCCCAUGAGCGUUUUGGAGACGACUUGAGGCGGCAUCGUCUCAUGGAGCCGGAUCGAGACCUGGCUCGCCGAGUGACUCGGUCCAUGGAGGUGAUUUUUGCCUUUGUCGAAUCGGACCUGCAACAGCUCAUUGAGUGGGUCAUUAGCCAAGACCCCUUGCAAGGGGUUGGUGUGCUGGCGGGACUCGAAAAGAAGCUAUCCGAGAUCAGUCAGUCCAACCAGGAUUACCUGAACACCAUCCUUCAGAAGCUGCACGGUCAUCUGGAAGGGCGUUUCAACAAAUUCGUUGAAGAGCAGAUCAAGGCUAUCGAGGAAACAAAGGUCAAGAUCAACAAGCGAAAGGGAGUCAUCUCUUUCUUCCGCGUCUUCCCCGCCUUUAUGGCGGCAGUCGAGAACAUGAUUGGCGGUCUUGAUGCAAGUUUCGCCCUUCGUCGUAUGGUUGACCGCGACUACGGCCGCAUUCUGAAGUGCAUGUUCGACUCCCUCAUGGUCAUUGCACGAGAAAACCCAGCUGUCGGGGUAGGAAGCGGAUCAGCCGAUCCCGAAGACAAGGAAGCGCUAAACUUCCACAUCCUGCUCAUCGAGAACAUGAAUCACUUCCUCGAGGAGACAGACACGCAAGGUCUCGACGUGCUGGAAGAGUGGAAAGACCAAGCAAGCUCGAAAUAUCACGAGCACAUGGGCAUGUACCUCGACGCAGUGAUGCGCCGACCGCUCGGCAAGCUCUUGGAUUACCUCGAAAACAUCGAGGCCCAGAUUCACUCGGGCAAAUCGCCAACCGCCAUUGCGCGGCAGCCCUCGAACGACAAGAGCGCGUUCCACAAGGUGCUCAGCAACUACGACUCCAAGGAGGUUCGCAAAGGGGUUGAGGCUCUCCGGAAGCGGGUGGAGAAGCAUUUCGGCGACGCCGACGAUCCCGCGCUCAGUCGCGGCCUGGUCACCAAGGUCACUUCUGAGUGCGAAAAGUUUUACCUCGAGGUGGAGUCGAGAAUCGGUCGGGUCACGACCGACGUUUACGGCGGGGAUGUGCCAUUCGAAUGGCCGAGAGCGGACGUGAAGACGGCAUUUCGGUAA
Molecule: messenger RNA, 4290 nt
Organism: Ustilaginoidea virens
Lineage: Eukaryota; Fungi; Ascomycota; Sordariomycetes; Hypocreales; Clavicipitaceae
Exons: 4
Coding region: 1-4290 (1429 amino acids)
Biological process (GO): exocytosis; Golgi to plasma membrane transport
Cellular component (GO): exocyst; plasma membrane
Molecular function (GO): phosphatidylinositol-4,5-bisphosphate binding
Source: RefSeq, a predicted model, not a curated record